Molecule: messenger RNA, 2598 nt
Organism: Rodentolepis nana
Lineage: Eukaryota; Metazoa; Platyhelminthes; Cestoda; Cyclophyllidea; Hymenolepididae
Source: the annotation of a GenBank genome assembly
AUGAACGUGUCGCCACCUGGUUGUUCGGGUGGGGUAGUGGAGUUUGCAGCCUAUCAUGCGGAUGGUUUGGAUUGGCGGCGCAUUUCCACUCAUUGCUCACUAUCGCAAUUGGAUCUCAUUCUCCUCCUGUGUAUACUCUCCAUUGCCCUCGUCGUUUUUGCUGUCUUCCUUCUCUCCGAUCUUAGCAUUUUCCGCCGGCGAAAGUUCUCAAGGCCAGUUUUGUCGGAAGAUGAAGAUUUGCACCAGCGAAUGUCUCUGAUGGGUGAUAUUGUUAAACCAAUCCACAGGUCUUUCUUGGUACAUGUUCUAACUUAUCUCACGCCUAAAGGUACCAUGUUGGCAACCACUCCUGCUGCCGAUACUCCAAUUGUGCUUGAAUCUCUUCGGCCGUCGAGGCCUUCUUUAGAUGAGAAGGAUCGCACUGAUGGAUCACCCAUUUAUCUCUCCAGUUCUUAUCGGAGCUAUCCGAUCAACAUUUUCUGCGUGGGUUUAACAGUGUCUGUCGUCAUUGCUCUGCUAGUUGGAACGACGUACACCUGCUUCCUCGCACAGCAGAUUGAACAUACACUAAUCGGUUUAACGGAACAUAUUGAGAACGUAUCCCAGUCUUUCAAGGACCUAGCAAACGUCUUUGUUAGCGAGAGUUAUUCCAUCAUGAAUCGUGUACUUAAAGAGGAUUUGGCACAAAGUAACCACAAUAGCAAUCUUCGACCGUUCAUUGAAGAGAUGAAACUAAUUUGGGGAGAUGAAGCUAUGCGAUUAUACGCAAUGGCUCUGAAUAUCACUCCGAGUAAAAAGUGGUUACGAGAGAACACGCGGUCUAAUCUUCUGCAUUUCAACACAUUCCUCCGUCGUCUUUCUUCUCUUUUCUCUGUGGCACCGUUCCUCAGUGAGGUUAAUGUAAAAUCAGUCAAUGAUGUAUAUCUUUCCUAUACUCAUGAACUCGUUCGGUUGACACCUCACCCUCUAUUUAAACUCACUUCUUGGAAAGACAUACAAAUCCUUAACUUCACGUCCGUCGCUCUGUGUGCGCGCAGUACCAACUUAUUUCCAACUUGCAAUGAUGUGGAGUCAUAUCUUGAGAUGGUUGCUAAUAAACUAGAAGCCUGGCCAAGGUAUGUGAAGAGCCGAGAUUUUACGAAGGUCACUGCUUUUACUCUCCUUCCUCGAAUGUUGAAUGCCGAAGCUCAUGUUGAGAGGUGGGUUCCUCUGGCACAAGAUCCUACGGGAAACAUUCCAUUCCUCUUUGACGAAUUUCUGAUUUCCGAGAUCGAUAAAGAUAGAGCAAGGCUGAACCGGAGUCUUGAUAGUCUACCAAAACAGUGGGCCGAGAGUUCAGUCAGGAAGUAUCUAAGCAUGGUCUCUGUCUUUCCGAUUGUUCUAGCGAUAAUUCUCUCGAUUCUUCUUUUACUCACUAUAAUAACCAUUCUGUUCAACUCAAACUGUUGUUUCUGCUGCUUGACAAGACCUAAUCGAUUGGGUAAGGAUAAUGCAGGUGGAAAAAUGUCAACUUGCUAUCAUCAGUCCUUCGCCAUGGUCUCUACCUUUCUCUGCAUUAUCGGUGUUGUCUGCGGGACAGUUGGUAGUAUUGGCCAGAACCAACUGUGUGAUGUUCUUUUCGUUCGACCACAAUCUGCAGACAUCUGGUUGAAUCACCUAAUGUCGACAGUUCUUCCCCUUGUUGAUGAUCUCAUAGAAGUACUUGAAAUAGAAAACAUUCAGUUUCGAAUUCCUGAGAGGGUCUUUAGUACCUUGGACUCAAAUUACACAUCAAAAUCCCUUCCGUUGCUUCAAUCCGUCCAUAUGAAUCGUCCAAUGAAUUUGACAGCACUUUGGCAUUCUCAUUGGUUGAACAAAACCCUUUAUGAUCUUUGGUACAAAGAGGUGUGGCCUCUGAUGGAAAAAGCAAAUAUUUCCUACCAGAUACCUCGAGUUCCACUCUCGAAAACUUUCUCGCAAUUCAGGACGGCCGUUAAACUAGACCAGACUUUCGAUGAACUCUACGUCGGAAAUGUUACCGAAUACCUUCCUGAGCCGGCCGAGGACUAUUACACGAAGAUUGGUCUGGCAUUAAGGGCGGUUUCUAGUCAUGGUUCGAAGGAGGCAGAACAACUCGCCACCUAUUUCACGACCAUUGGGGAUUUAAUAGCUCAGUAUCAAUUAAAAUUCGAUCAGAUCGCCCAGGCUUUGAAGGUGAUUGAAAAAAAUAAGGUGAUUUUAAAACUCCUGAGUCCACUUAUAGAUGUUGGGGAUAAGAUAAUCCUAUAUCUUGGCAAUAAAACCAAUCCUGAACUGAUAGCACAGUUCACAAACAACACGGCAGAAAUCUACAUCAAUUCUCACUCCUCAGUUGAACGCUAUGUGAUUCCAAUGGUCCAUCGAAUUCUCGAUCAACUCUUUCCCUACCCACAUCUACGGGAGACUUAUCGAAAAACCCUCUCCCCAAUUUGUCCCACAGAGCUUCCUCAUUCUGCGCUCUUCCUCUCUCUUAGGUGUUUUGGUUUCACUUUGAGUCUUUCCGCCUUUGGCUUAUUCAUUCUCAGUGUUGGCUGCAAUCGGAUCCUCUUGAAGACACACAACUCCGCCUCCUGUACAUAA